AGGACUCGAUAGAAAAAGGACCGGAAUAGUGAACUCGCGUAAGUGCGAAUUGCUAAAAGAAUUUGCUAACAAAGACAACAGAACUACUUAAACUCAUCUUGAAUUUUGUGCUCUGAAGGCUAAUUUUUUUAAAAAACAUUAAAAUGGAACAAAAAAAUAUGUCACUGAAAACAUUUUCUCCUGAAGAGCAUGGCUUAAAAGAAUCAUUUAGACUAACAGAUUACACUAUGUUAAAAGGGUGAGGGUGCAAGGUACCUCAACAGGAAUUGCUCAAACUGUUAGAGGUACUAAAGCAUGACAGCAGUUCAUCUAACAAUGACAUGACAUCUAAUGAUGAUUCGUAUGGUUUUCUUGGAAUUGGUUUAGAUUCUUGUAUAAUCCCAACACGUCAUAAAGAUAUAAAACUUGUUCAAACAACAGAUUUUUUUUACCCUCUUGUUGAUGACCCUUACAUGCAAGGAAAAAUUGCUUGUGCUAAUGUUCUAAGUGAUUUAUAUGCUACAGGUAUUUCAAAUUGUGAUAAUAUGUUAAUGCUGCUGGGUGUCAGUACUGAUCUAUCAGCUUUAGAGCGUGAGGUUGUUACAAAGCUUGUUAUUCAAGGUUUCAAAGAUCUUGCAAAAGAAGCUGGUACAACGAUUAAUGGUGGACAGACAGUCUUAAAUCCCUGGUUUAUUAUUGGAGGUGUUGCAACAAGUAUAUCAAAUUUAAAUGAAAUAAUUUUACCCGAUGGAGCAGAGGUGAAUGAUCUGAUUGUUUUGACAAAGCCAAUUGGUACACAGGUUGCAGUUAAUGCACACCAAUGGUUACAUAAGCCUGAAAGGUGGGUAAAAAUAGAACAAGUUACUUCUAAAGAGGAGGUCGAAGUCGCUUAUCAGAAAGCAAUGGCCAACAUGGCUCGACUUAAUAGAAAUGCUGCAAUUUUAAUGCACAAGUAUAAUGCCAAUGCAGCUACUGAUAUUACUGGCUUUGGUAUCUUAGGUCAUGCAAAGAAUUUAGCAAAAAGUCAGAAAUUAAAUGUCGAUUUUGUAAUUCAUACUUUACCAAUCAUUAAAAAUAUGUUUAAGAUUUUCUUAUCAAGUGGAGUAAAUUUUAAACUGACUGAUGGCUACUCUCCGGAAACGUCAGGUGGUCUAUUUGUUUGUUUACCGAAAGAAAAUGCACACGCAUACUGCGACGAAUUAAAGGCCCUGGAUGGAUAUGAUUCUUGGAUUAUUGGAGAGGUGGUGACCGGAAAUAAAGACGCACGAAUUAUAGAAGAUAAAAAAAUUAUAGAAGUUUAGAUGGACUUUAAUUAAUUAUAAUGCCAGUGUUUAUGGCCUAAGCAUUGUCUUGUUUAUUGAGCAAAACAUUGACAUGCGCUAAAAAAUAUUCAUUUUUGCUGAUGACGUUAUUUUUCUAAAUUUAAUUGAUGAAACUUAACUGAUAUAUAAAGCAAAAGUAAAAAUUUAUUUUUUUUCAAA
Messenger RNA from Hydra vulgaris (swiftwater hydra), 1460 nucleotides. Its product is annotated as inactive selenide, water dikinase-like protein. Gene Ontology annotation, cellular component: cytoplasm. Gene Ontology annotation, molecular function: ATP binding; selenide, water dikinase activity. The record is from RefSeq and is a predicted model, not a curated record. Gene Ontology annotation, biological process: L-selenocysteine biosynthetic process. Lineage: Eukaryota; Metazoa; Cnidaria; Hydrozoa; Anthoathecata; Hydridae.